CGUAAGUAUCGCUCUUCGCUCGGAUAUGUCCAUUAUCGUUCGCAAGAUGGCUUUGUUGCUCAUUCUCGCCAUUUGUUUCGCCGUCCACUUCGCGGGUAAGUCGCACCUUCGCAGCCACGAUGCAGCCAUCAGUUUGGGCAGAUCCACCCAUCGAUAUGACCUCUGUGUGAGGUGUGGUUGUCAGUUGUCACGAGCGGCGCAUCCUCGUCGGAGUUGGCCCUCGUGCAAUCCCAGGUGGCGGCCGCCAAGAAGACUAUGGUGGCAGCCAGCAAGCUGAACCAGGUGGCCAACCAGCUGAACCAGGAGGCCCAGGAGCUCCACGUGGCGGCCAGCGAGGCCAUUGAGACGCCUACACCGCCAUGCUGCAGAUCACUGACGGUAACUGUUCCGCCCGUCAGGGAGGUGCCAUGCACGACGCACGCCACCUCGCUUGCCAUUCAUUGCCUCCCCAUCUCCUUUCCCUUACUGGCUGUCUGACCGAAUGCGUGUGCAUGGCUGG
Molecule: messenger RNA, 499 nt
Organism: Vitrella brassicaformis
Lineage: Eukaryota; Vitrellaceae
Source: the annotation of a GenBank genome assembly